AUGUACCACAGCAGCUGCUGUACUGCACCUGGGAGGCCCUCAGUCUGUGACAUCACCAGAUCACGCACCGAGCGGGCAGAGCAGCAUCCGAGCCCGGGUACAACCUCCAUCCACCUCCCGCUACCUCCGUCCAUCCUCCAGGACCAGCGCCUGGAGCCUCCCCGCACACGGAACAUGGGCUGCAGCCAGAGUAAAAAGAAAAGCAAAGGCAAGAAGAGCGACAAGAGGCCCAGUGCCGAGCGAGACCCAUGCUGUGGCUCAGACCUGUGUCUGGAGAAGCAGCUGGAGAGGUUUGAGUGGCAGCUCCGCACUCUGAAGGAAGUGCUGUCGGCCAAUGGGAACGCGUCCAGGGCAGAGCUACUGAAAGGACACGCCCAUGAGGAGGUGUGCGCCCUGGUCACCGGCAUCUUGGACAAGGUGAAGACUGAAACCACAGCGGAUUUGAAUGUAGUGUUUGAACAAAAAAGAAAAGCUGCUUCAGAAGACCAUGAUCGACAAAUAAAAGAGCUCCAAACGUCUCAUGAACAAGAAGUGAAGCAGCUGAGGGAGAGGUUUGCAGCCGCUGAGGGCCUCCUGAAGGCUCAGGUGGAGAAGCUGACGUCGGAGCUGCAGACUUACAACGCUCUCAAGAGGAGAGUGCAGGAGUCCACGCUGAAGAGGGACCUCAAGAGGAACGUCCAGACCCACGGCAGCCCUGGAGAAUUCUGGGAGUCUGAGCAGGAGUCUCUGCUGUUUGUGAUCGAGAUGAAGGCGGAGCAGGUGGAGGAGGGCAAGAGGAGGCUGCAGCAGAUGAACCAGCUGACUCAGAAGAACCUGUGUCUGGAGGAGCAGCUGGGGCAGGUGCUGCAGCAGAACGAGGACCUCCGAGUGCGCUUCGACAACUGCCAGAGUGUCAUUCAGCAGUUGUCGGCGGAGCAGCAGGAGUUGAAGCUGGCCCUGGACAGACAGCAGAGCCUGAACCAGCACCUCUCCCAACAGAAAGAGGAGCUCGUCUUCAAGAUCCGCCACAGAGACUCCUAUCCCAGCAUGCACCUGGCCACCAUGCUGCCGGAGAUCGCCCCCCGAGGGGCGGAGCUGUCUCAGGUAUCCACUCAGAGGCGCUCUCCACCCGGGCUCAGACAGCAGCACGCACCGCUCCAGAGCACCGGCCCUGAGCACACACAGCAGCCCGCGGACAGAGCCCCUCUCCCGGCCACGGACCCCACGAAACUCCGCUGCAGAGAUCCAGAGGCCCGGGGUGUGAGGCUUUGA
Molecule: messenger RNA, 1251 nt
Organism: Knipowitschia caucasica
Lineage: Eukaryota; Metazoa; Chordata; Actinopteri; Gobiiformes; Gobiidae
Source: the annotation of a GenBank genome assembly